This is a messenger RNA of Erigeron canadensis, 378 nucleotides long. RefSeq lists its product as uncharacterized. The record is from RefSeq and is a predicted model, not a curated record. The transcript has a single exon. Bases 1 to 378 code for a protein of 125 amino acids. Lineage: Eukaryota; Viridiplantae; Streptophyta; Magnoliopsida; Asterales; Asteraceae.
AUGACUUUAAAACCUACUCCUCCUUCCACUACUAUUUCAUUGGCAUCAUCAAAAAUAAUGCCUAAUGAAACUCCAAUCAAGAUUGGCACAAAAGGGACUGUUGGAUCACUCAUGAUGAAAGAAUUAGAGUACUUUAACAAGCUUGAAGUACACUCUCAACAGCAUACCUUACAUGUCAGAGAAGCGGCUGCAAGUAGUCAACCAAGGUCCAAGAUGAUCAAUUCAGUGACCAUAACCCCCAAAAGAAAGAAAAAAAGCAAAAACUUUGUACCAAGUAUAUGUUCUGCUAUUGAUGUAGCUGAUACCAAUGGGCCUAAAAUGAUUUCAGCAUUUAGCUACAAGACUCUAAAAGCGGAUGCUCGUAGAUUGCAAGUUUAG